CUGCCAGGGUAAACGGUCGAAGCAGAUACAGAGCAAUGUUUAAGCAACAUUUAGACAGACACUUGGAAAAAAAACAGCCAAGGAAUAGAAACAUGUGGACCUUGUAAAAUUAGAUGAGAUUAGUUUAGAUUGGCAUUAUCGUGUGGAUAUCAUGGGCCAAAUGACCUUUUCCUGUGCUGUACUGUUCUAUGUAUGGCUGUAUGGUAAUUCGAAUUUCACUGUACCUUCAUUGGUACAAAUGACAAUAAAAUGACCUUUGAACCUUUAUGUUGUACCAGUGGCCGAUAGUAAAAUCACUGCUAGGAACAGAUAAUGAAGGCAGAUUCAAUUGAAGUACUUAAAGGGAAGAUAAGUGGCUUAAAAUAAUUUGCAAGGCUAUGGUAGCAGGGAAGUGGGGACUGGCUUGAGUGCUGUCAUAUGGAUUUUGCAGGCCAAAAGCAUUCUUAAAUGGUAUAACCAUUCUGUGAACAUGACAAAAUAUAAAAUUUGUAUAGAUUUACAUAAUUAAUGUGCCAAAUUAACUACAUCAUAUGUCUUCCUCAAAUGUUAAGAAAUUAUACACAUUUCUUCAAUGAUCAAACAUUUAUCCACAUUCUAUCCCCAAUUUUUGCCAUGAUCCAAACAAAAAAUGUUGGCUAUGUAAAGCAUUUUAACACAGGAUCUUCUGGAAUUUCAGAGCUUUGAACUUAAAACUGGACUACUUUGAUGUGCCUAAGGAGCUGAGCGCUGAUGUUUUUAUUAUCUGUCUAGAACCAGUAGACAAAUGAUUAAAAGAUUGGCAUUGACAACUGACAUUCACAAUCUGGAAAACACUUAACAGCAAACUUUCAUUAUCAGAACAAACUAAAGAGGAAUAACCUUUUGUAUAAACAAAUACCGGUACAGAUUGGCAGUUGGAAAAAAGUAAAAAAAUUAGCCAGACUUCCUGUGUCUGAUUGCUGUUCGUAAUCCCCAGCUGGAAACUGGAUGUGCUGGCUUGAUCAGGGUUGGUUGCAGUAAUUCUGAUUGUUGAUUGAGUUAGGAACAUUCACAGUUUGUGCUAACUUGAUACCUUCACGGGUGCAGUACUGGAUGACUGCCAACACAAGUGGUGACCAACCCCUGUAGGAAUGGCUGUACAAAUAGGAAGAGGAGAAGCGAUAAGGCUGCUGUCGUUUACUUUUUUGGGGGAGAAGGAACCGUUAAAUAAUUUUAUCUAAUUUAGUUUUACUGCAAGGUUACUCUGACAGCCUGACAGUGAUCACCAACUCUUUGCAUUUUGCAUGUGUGUUGUAAUACAUCAGACUUCCCCCUCAGCAACAUCAAAUCGUCUCUGCUGUAUGAACUACAUGCUUUCCUGCUUGAGAUUAUAAAAACACUGAAGAAAAUUAUUAUAUGUUUUGAAGAAAUCAAUUUGAAUAAUCUGCUGAUGUGUCAGGUUUAGUUUCUACACUUGUAUGCAAUAUUGUAGUUUUGUUUCAGAGCCAGAAAUAUUUUCCUAUGGUUGCGUGAGAUUCCAGGAGUGUCCGGACAUUGCAGAUAUGAGCAGAUGUUACUGAACUAUUCACAUCUGUGAGUCAGCUCCCCAUGAAUUGAGCUCCUUGUAAAGCGUGCCCUGAGAUGGUGAUUCUGUUUUUUUCAAAUCUGUUCAAAUUUGGAGCAAAUCAGCGCUUGAAAAUGGAAUUUAAAGGAGAUUGUUUUUGUUUUCAAUAUAGUUGGACCGUUAAAAAAAAAAACUUUUUGGAAUGAACAUUUAUUUGCAUGAGGUUGACAUUAAGCCAAAGAAGAAUAAGAGGAAGUUCUGAUGGAAUCUGUGGGCUGUUUCUCGUCCAUGGAGGAAAAGAUUUCAGCCAGAAUAGAACUGGAAGAAUGUGGAAACUAUUAGAUGAGGAGUCCUUAUGACAAAUAUGAGCUGGGCCUUUUUAACACGUCUUCUUGAAGAAAUCCACAAUCAUUCCACCUUUGUUGGCAAAGUAUGGCUUACAGUGCUGAUAAUAUUCCGCAUAGUGCUGACUGCAGUUGGAGGGGAGUCCAUUUAUUCUGAUGAACAGAGCAAAUUUGUCUGUAAUACCAAACAGCCUGGGUGUGAAAAUGUCUGCUAUGAUGCAUUUGCACCUCUCUCCCAUGUGAGGUUCUGGGUUUUUCAGAUCAUCAUGAUUUCAACUCCAUCUGUGAUGUACCUUGGCUAUGCCAUCCAUAAAAUUGCCAGGUCCACUGAAGAAGAGAAAAAAAACAAGUUCUUCAAGAAUAAGAAAAUACCAACCAUACGAUGGCAAGUCCACCGAAAUUCAGAACAAACAGAGGAUGAAGAUGAGGAGGAACCAAUGAUCCAUGAAGAAGCAGACAGUGAGAAAAAAGAGGCUGGCAAAGAUCAGAAGCAUGAUGGGAGACGACGCAUCUUGCAAGAAGGUCUGAUGAAAAUGUAUGUUUUCCAGUUGAUUUUCAGGGCUCUAUUUGAAGUAGGUUUCUUAAUGGGACAAUACUUACUGUAUGGAUUUGAAGUUAAUCCGUCAUAUGUCUGCACUAGAAGUCCUUGUCCACAUACUGUGGACUGUUUUGUCUCCAGACCUACAGAAAAGACGGUCUUCCUCAUUAUAAUGUAUGUAGUCAGUUGUCUUUGUUUGAUUCUUAAUAUUUGUGAGAUGUUUCAUCUGGGCUUUGGAACCAUUCGAGACGUCAUUCGUAUAAAGCGGCGGAGCCAGAAUAACAACCGACCUUUUCCUUACCAUUACCCUCGGAACAUUCCGUCGUCACCACCAGGUUACAAUCUUGUAGUCAAAUCGGACAAGUCCACCAAGGUCCCUAAUGGUCUUGUUGCUCAAGGCCAACACUUAACUAAUAUAAUGCAAGACCAUCAAUCUACUAGUCCAGAUGACAAUAUCCCACCUGAUUUGGCAAGACUUCACAAACACCUGAAAGUUGCCCAGGAACAGUUGGACAUUGCCUUUCAGGGUUAUAACAUGCAAGAAAAUGCACAGAAAUCCAGGACCAGCAGCCCAGCAUCAGGAGGUACUGUGGCAGAACAGAACCGUGUCAACACUGCCCACGAGAAACAGGGAGCUAAGCCCAAACCUGGUUCAGAAAAAGGCAGCUCCAGCAGCAAAUCUGGAGAUGGGAAAACAUCUGUUUGGAUUUAAUUUUUGUUUUGUAUUCAAUUAAGUUUACAGAUAGUCCAUUGAAAAAAAUAUGGUGAUAGUCACUACCUGCAUAUUUUACUACAAUCUGCUAUCUAUUAGAUAACCAUUAUAUAAGUUUGGUUCUUUGGGUUACUGGAAUAUAGUUUGUAUUCAGUGCUUCCAGCAUGAAAUUUUUCAUGGCAGGAUUAAUCAAAGAAUUGGCCAUGUAUGGUUGAUUUCCUAGUCUUCAAAAUCAAUGGACGGUCACAGUAAUCGGGCACGGUUAUCUGUGUACAAGUUCCCUGAACUGUAAACCAAGUUGCGGUAGUGGGUUCAUAGGGUAUCCUCUCCUUAAACAUUAGAAAUCUGCUUGUGCUCAACAUCAAACAGUAGUAACCUCUGUGGUUCAUUGUACCAACAGGUUUCUGUACUAACUGAUAACAGUUAGCUUUAUUUCAAUAGUUGUUUCUUAGUAACCAAUUCAUAUUAUGUUCAUGGGUGGGUUCAAAAGGACGAGUUCUCCAAAUUGUAAAAUUUAAAAUGGAAAUAUAAAUAUGAGUUCUCCAAAUUGUAAAUUAAAAAAAUGAAAAUAUAAACACUGAUAUAAUUUUUAAAGGCUAUGUUUUUUUUCUGAACCAUAUUUUUUGUUAUUUCCUUCCAUGUGAAAGAGACUCUCCUCAAUCGCACAUUGUUUGCCAUCUUCCAGACUCAAAAGCUGACAUUUUCAUGCUCCAUUAUACUUGUCCUCAAUUCUUUCUAUUUAUAAAUUUAUUUUGUGUUGUCCAUAUUAUCUGUUUUUGAUGAUUUUGUCCCUCAAAAAAUACAAACCAUCAUUACACAAGUUGAACAAUUUUAUCUUAAUAGGGAUGUUGACCUAGGAAAGUUGGCCAGGGAAUGUCAUAAAUCAUAUGUGAGAUCUCGCUUCUAUAAUUAAAAAGGGCAUUGUGAAGAAUGCUCUUUUUAUAAAACAGAAUGGCAGAUUCUGGUUAAAAUUGCUGGGAAUGCUGUCAUUACUUAAAAUGUUAAUCUAGAAUUUUUUUUAAAUGCUGUUGGUUAGUAAAGGCCUUCAUACCAAUGGAAGAUUGAUUUAUAUGACUGCAUUUGAAAAUUAAAGCUGGUGCUACAGUGCACUUAAGCUAAACAUCACAGUUUAAACCAUUAUGCACAGAACUUCACUGAAUACCAACUUCCAGCAAAGGGAAAUAAUCCUGAAAUCUGGAUGUUUUGAUAAUCUGUUUGGCAAAAGAUGUUAAAUAAAUGUUUAAAAUGUCCAGCAGGUUCAUUAUAGAUAUUUUAUUUUAACCAUAGAGGAAUGCUUUUGUACUAGCUCAAUAAAAGAGCCAACUAUUUAAAUCCAACCCAAUACCAUGUUGUUUAUGCAUUCAUAGGAUGUAGCUGACAAACUCAACAUUUAUUGCCCUUCCCUUUUGGUUCUCAAGAAGGUUCUGGUGAAAGGCUUUAUUGGCCUGAAGCAGGAUUUCUAUUAAAAAAAGCACUCCUGGCUAGGAAUCUCCAGAAUCUUGAACCAGAAUGAAUUAUAAUACACUUCCAAGUCAGAAGGUAUGUGACUUGGAGGGAAACUUACAGGGAGUGGCAUUCCCAUUUGCUUGCUUCCAUUGUCUGUUUAAAUUAUGGUAAUUGCAGGUAGUUAAGUUGAGGAAGUCUUGGUAAGAUAAUGUAUUUUAUAUUUGUUGCAUACAAAGUCCCAUCAGUGAAGAAAAUAUUCAGGGUCACAAAGCAAGCCACUUAUCAUAGGAUACCCAUCCGACACUAUGUUCGUGUUCCGAUAAUAUUUACAUGACUGCUCAAGUACUGGUGAAUGAAGCCCAGGGAUUUUUUUGACGGACUUAAUAAUGGUAAUGUCACUGGAUUUUGGGAUGGGGUAUGUUUAGAUGAUCUUAUUCUUUAUCAGAACUUAUAAUUUUGGCAUGUUUUUUUUCUCUGAUUAAAUCUUACAAUUUGUAACCCAAUCUUACAAUUUAUACCCCUAUUCUUUGUGAAUAGGGGAUCAGAAUGUGAUUGUGAAAGCAAAUUAGAAAUAAAAUGGAGUCCAAAAAUAUGGUAGAUUUAACUUAUGGCAAUAAUAACUUUAACCAUUUGUAAGAUGUAGGUUCAAAACAUUUCCUAAAUGUUUUGGGGUUUAUUGAUAAAAUUGGCCGUCAGUUUCUAAAAGUAACUUACAGAUUUGAUUUGCAUAAGUUACUCUUCUGUUUCAUAACAGUCAUGUAUGCUUUGUACAGAUUCACAUGAUAUUAACUACAAGCAGAUGGUGUGAGUUAUUUGCAGUUUGCAUUAGUCUUUUUAAACAAUACAAUUCUAUUCAAACUGAUGGCACUCAACAGUAAAAACAAUAGUUCAGUAUCAGAUAUAACACAUGCAAUCAUGUAAUAUACACACAAUGAUAUUUUGUGAUCAGUGAAUCACAAUAGAUCUAUCGUGUGCCUGUAAAUUAAAUAUUCGACUAUAAUUUCUCUUUCCUGGUCUCCUUAAAUUGCUCACCUGCUAUAGUAGAGAAGAUGAAUAGAUUUCAAUUGACUUGCUCCCAAACCUUCUUUCUUGCUCCUUCUUGAGCUAAUAUGUAAUGGAACAGCUUGGGGAUUAAACUAUUUCACAAGGAAACUAGUCCACCCCAUUAUUCUUUAAUUAUUUCUUUGGAAACAGCUGACUUUUACUUAAAUCUUCCCCAAGUCAGAAAUUCCGAAAUACUGCAAGAUUGAGCCUCCCCCUGCUAAUUUUCAAUAGACAGAUGAACAACAGCCUGUCCUGAUAAAAUGUUAACCAAUCAUUGAUAUUUUUGUGCUUUAUAAUUUACAAUUGUUUUCAUGGAUUAUUGUCAGUUGCUGUCUCAGUCUGUUUUUGCUUACCAUUCAAUGUACAUUAUUGCCUUUCAUUUUGAAUUCUAAAGAAUUUUAAAUUCUCUUUGUUAAUGGAAAAAUUAAGGACUAAAUGCUGCAAUUUUUCCACUGCUUUCUAUGUUUUAAUAAUAAAACGGCAUCAUGACAUUGAAGGAAUCCCAAUCAGACAGACAUGCCACGAAAGCAUAGCUAACAUGCCCUUAUGUGUGAAUUAACCUGCUGUGCUUUUCUUUUUUAUUUCUGCUUUCAAGCAAUUUUUAAAUCUGCACCAACCUUUUAGAGUGCACUCAGCUCAAGUUAAUAGAAAUUACUGGGUUGAAUGAAGCUCAUGUUCAGGAUAAUUGGUUUAUGGUUAACAUUUGCAAAUAUACAUUGGCAAUAAAUCACCCAUUUGAUAUUACCUGCGGCUUUAUUUUUCUAUGCAAUAAAAAUCAGGAUCAAUAUUUGCUUGUUUACCACUUGUGAUAUUCAGCUUGAAUAACUUUUUUAAAGCAAGUUUUUUUCCUACUAAGUGCCUUAGCUGAUGAAAAUAGAAUUACAUUUAUAUGUUGAGAAAUGAGAGUAUAUAAUGGUAACUGCAUUCUUAGAUCCAGUGUACUUCCAAUCAUACCAUGCAAAGAAUGUUUGUGAAGAUAUUUUUAAAGGUAAUCUCAUCUCAAUGGCUUAGUAAACUGUUUUUCAUUCAGUUUGUGCAUCUAGUUAUUCUUUUCUAAAAUGAUGUUCCAAAAAAUGCUGGACAAACCCUAGAGGUUGAUCGGGGCCUUGAAAAGAGAGUUUAAUAUUUCAUUAAGGCAUGCAGUGCAUUUAUAAUAUUUCAUGUUUCAUAUUUUCAAAACUUGUUGUAUCUUCUCUUUAAAUAUAAAUUUAUCUUUAUCAUG
Molecule: messenger RNA, 6828 nt
Organism: Leucoraja erinaceus (little skate)
Lineage: Eukaryota; Metazoa; Chordata; Chondrichthyes; Rajiformes; Rajidae
Gene: gjc2
Product: gap junction protein gamma 2
Exons: 2
Coding region: 1878-3116 (412 amino acids)
Biological process (GO): cell communication
Cellular component (GO): connexin complex
Source: RefSeq, a predicted model, not a curated record